AUGACGGCUGCGGCACGGUCCAGUCGACUCCGCCCUGGCGGAUACCAGCGUGUACCUGAAUGGGAGUUGGGACAACGUCAAGGCCAGAGCCAGAAUCCACGCCAGCAGCGGUAUCAGGACACGCCCGCCGGUCCGAGCGACCAGUAUACCGGCCGUCAGCUUCCAGAGAAGCCCCUGCCCGCCCUACCACCGCCGUCUGCACCCAUGCUCAUGAGCCCCGGCCCCGGGACAACUGUCGGCCUCGCCGGUCGCCGGCGCCCCGCCAUGAUCUUCUGGUGUGCCCUCGCUGGAUGCCUCCUCGCCGGCCUCGUGCUCGAGCUCGCCUGGCACGGCACAAGGGCACCACCGCUUGGCCGGUUUGCCGAGUGCCUCAACGGUGGUGGCGGUGGCGUCAACAAGACAUCGGCUGAUGUACCGCAGUACUUCCAGACAUCGCCGCAGCUGUGGGCCGGCCCGACUGCAACGGGGCGAGCCCCCUUCCUGGCGCAAACCCGUGUUGUGCCCACUGGAAGCUUCGUUCCCAACAGCCCGCUCCAGACAGCCAUGCCGAUCGAGGGCAUGGCGACGCAGGAUGAGGGCUUGUUCAGGUUGAUGGGCUACCUUGCGCCCUAUGAGCCCUCGCCCGGAUUCGGCGUCGACGAGUAUGGCCUACCGGAGGGUGCCGAGAUUGUGCAGCUGCAAAUGCUGUCGAGGCAUGGUUCGCGGUAUCCGACGCUGAACUCGAGCGUCACCGGCCUCGGUGACCGGCUCAAGGCCGCUGCGGGCAAGGUCAAAGCAAAAGGGGCACUUGAGUUCCUCAACCGCUGGACCUACGAGCUUGGUCAUGAGAUAUUGGUACCAAAGGGACGAUCAGAGUUAUUCGAGUCUGGUGUGUUGCAUUCGUACAUGUAUUCACAGCUGUACAACACGAACAGCAAGAUCAUUGUUCGCACCACGGACCGUAUGCUCAAGUCUGCUGAGUACUUUCUUGCGGGGUUCUUCGGGCUCGAGUGGACCAACAACGCAACGAUCGAGGUAAUCAUCGAACAGAGUGGCUUCAAUAACUCACUGGCUGGCUAUCUCAAUUGUCCCAACGCCUGGAAGCAUCAAGUUGGGACCGAGGCUUCGCUGGACUGGCAGUCGCGCUACCUAGCGAACGAAUCAGCCACCACUCGCCUUCAAGGGCUUAUCGAGGGAUACGAUUGGACCAUUGAGGAUACGUACGCUGCGCAGACAAUGUGCCCAUACGAGACGGUUGCCUACGGUUAUAGCCGCUGGUGCGAGCUCUUCACCUACGAAGAAUGGCUCGGCUUCUCCUACGCCGUGGACCUCGCCUUUUCAGGCAACAAUAUGUUCCACAACCCCACCGGUCGUGCCGUCGGUCUCGGCUACCAGCAAGAAGUUAUCGCCCGCCUCAAGAACCAUACCCUUGGCUAUUCCGGGUCCCAGAUCAACACGACCCUCGAUUCCUCGGAAGAGACCUUUCCCUUGAAUCAGAGCCUUUACCUUGACUUCUCGCACGACACGAACAUCGCCUCGAUUCUCACGGCCUUCGGACUUACGCAAUUCGCCGGCCCCCUUCCGCGCGAUAAGCUGCCUGAGACGCACAAUCUCACAGUCUCUCACCUGACGCCCUUUGCUGCGAGGCUCGAUAUUGAGAUCAUCCGUGCGCCUAAGCCCGUCAAGGCUGACCGCUCAGGAUACGCUGAUAAGGGUGGGGAGACAAAGUACGUGCACUUCGUGCUGAACCAGCGGACGGUACCGCUGGGUGUGAGCUUCGAGGACUGCGACGUGGGGCGUGUGGACGGAUGGUGUGAGUUCGAGACGUUUUUGGAAGUACAAGACAAGAUGGAGAAGUUGGCAGACUUUGAUCGGGCCUGCUUUGGAGAGGUGCCGCAACGGCCGUUUGGCGAGGUGAAUGAUGGGAGGCCUGUAUGA
Messenger RNA from Verticillium nonalfalfae, 1917 nucleotides. RefSeq lists its product as uncharacterized. The record is from RefSeq and is a predicted model, not a curated record. Gene Ontology annotation, molecular function: acid phosphatase activity. The transcript is spliced from 7 exons. Bases 1 to 1917 code for a protein of 638 amino acids. NCBI's taxonomy places the organism in Eukaryota, Fungi, Ascomycota, Sordariomycetes, Glomerellales, Plectosphaerellaceae.